Molecule: messenger RNA, 165 nt
Organism: Dibothriocephalus latus
Lineage: Eukaryota; Metazoa; Platyhelminthes; Cestoda; Diphyllobothriidea; Diphyllobothriidae
Source: the annotation of a GenBank genome assembly
AUGAACGGGAGCAGAGGUGUUGGAAGAAGUGAGCGUCGAAGAGAGCGUGGUGGGCUUGGACACGAGGACGAUCCCAUCGAUUCUAGGGCUAUGCGUUUUCGGCCGAAACAGGGCUCAGAACUUCGUGAAACAGGAAUCGAAAGGAUGCCAGAGGUGGACCGAGUG